UAACAGCUUGCUGACAAUUUUUACUCUCUAAAAAGCAGAAGUGAUUUAGCUUGACCUUUCAAAAAUAUUUAACUAUGGCCAAACCUGGAAAAUUUCAGCCCCAAACACAGAGACUUCAGAAUAUAAUGAGCCUAUGAAGCUAAUAUGGAAUGGAUACUGUUUUGCAGCUGCCUUGUCUUAAAUUUAUACAGCUCAGUUUGCCACAAAGGAUUUCAAAAUCAUUUACAAAUCUGGGCUCUCUUUGGAAAUCUCUCAUCCAGCUACGACCCAGCUUAGCUUCAAAGAGAUGGCAAGAUCACCAUGCAAAACAGAAUGACUCCAGAGUCAAUUAAAGGUCUUAUCAAUUACCACUACCAUUUAUAAGAUUAAAACCCACACUGAACUUGAACAGAUCAAAUGGAGUUUGACACUUGACUAUUAACUGGAUUUGAGCAAAGUCUUCCAAAGUGGCAAAGUAUUAUUCAUAAAACUUGUGUCAAAACUACACCACCUGUUUUUUCUCUCUCUACAUGUACUUUUAUUAACUCUUAUUAACAGCCAUAAAAAGUAAAUUUUCAAAAGAUAUUAGAUAUUCAAUAGAUAUUAAAUGAUUAAAAUAUCUUCAAAUUGAACAGAUACUAAACACAAUAAGGGUAUCAAAGUGUUACAUUUAAACAAUGACUUUAUUUCCUGAUACACACAGAGUCUAAUAAAUAAAAUAAUGGUUAGUAUGUUACAUAUAGUAGCAGAAAAGAUUUAGCAGAGUAGCUCUGUCAACUGGGGAUACAGAAGUAGGGGGGCAACAAGUAGAAUCAACAUGUUAUUUACAUCAACAAGCACAAAGUAAUAUUAACCAAUAACAAAUAUCACUAUAGCAGUGUUUCUCCAGUAGCUAUAAAUAAUUGCUAAUAUAUCUAUUGGGAGCAGUAUGGAUAUAGUCUUAACAAACAAAGGCACAGAGAAUCAUUUUCACAAAAGGAUAUUUGACUUCGCUGUUAACGGGCCAAAGCAACAGACAUCUGCUUGCUGACUGAAAAAUACACUCUGAGAAAAAAAAAUCAUAAUCUCCAAUUUCCAUGUUCAAGCUAAAAAAGAGUUGAAUCUCUACCUUGCUUUGGAAUGUGUGCUGCAUACACUACUCUCCAUCUCCUGCACACUCCCUAAGGAAAUACACAAACAUUUGUACAGCUUUCCUUUUCCUCUCCCCAGCUGCAAAUGUUUAAAGGGGAAAACCUUUUAAAAAAAGGUAAUUUCAAAUGAAUCUUUAAUCUCAGCUUCAUACAGAAAAAUGAGACAGCCAUUUAAUUCAAGUAUACUCUGUCAAUGUUUUCUCCCAUACUGAAGUGUUGCUAAGCUAUAGCAUUAUGUGAUAUUCAAAGAUCUUUAUGGGCACACUGGCCCUUUGUUUCACAUGGCAACAGAAUUGUUUUGAUUAAAUAUAAAAUAAUGUAUGAAAUCUAACCUUACUGGUAAUUUUACAUAACCAAAGUAAUAAAUGUAUCUUUUCUCUAAAAUAGUUUCUAAUCGAUAGUAAGGGAGAGACUUAUAAAUAUCAAAGGACACAAAACCUAAUAAAGGCUAGAUUUUUUGCCUUGCUAAGGACAGCUGAAUGAACACAAAAAUAGUUUUCACUAUAUGCUAAACCAAUUCAAUCAGAAAUGCUUUGUCAUAUCACUUUGAAACAUUUCCUGAUAAAAUGUUAAACCACUGUGGGUUUUUAUACAUAAGGCAUACUCGGUCAUCAGUUUUCAGCUAUCUUCCAUCAAAUAGAUUAAGUAUCAAACAGUAACAAAUAGCUUUUUUGUAAAGGUAGUAUGUAAAACCAAAAAUUCCUUAAAAAAUAAAAAAGGAAAUAAAGCUACUACUACAACAACACACUCAGUGGUAAACAUUCUUUAGCAAUUCCACAUUAUAAACACAUUUUUAAAGCAAAUAUAAAAUUUUAACUGGUCAGUUAAAAAGGUAUUGUCCAUUCUGCACAUAGCAAUUCAAAAUGUUAUUUUAAAAUAAUUUAAACCUAGUAGACUUCAAAGAAAAGAAUUAAAACAGCGUUUACAUCCAUCCUCUCCCCUUACACAGUUAAAUGCAAAUUCCCCUUUACAGCCGUACUCCUGAUAUCUCACUGCAUACAUAGCUGAUACGCCACCUACUGCAAAACUGAGCUGACAAUCCAUGCAAUGCCAGCAGCACUUCCAUUCCAUCACCGGGGCUGGAGCUGAAUAAAGGUGCUUUUAAAAUAUCUCUUUACAAGCACACAAGAACAAGGCAAGAUAGCUAUCUUUUUCUCUUGGAUUUAAGAAUGGAGCGAAAAAUAAACAGAAGAGAAAAGGAACAUGAAGAAAAGCACAACUCUGAGGGUACUGAGGAAGGCAUGAACUGUAAAACGUCACUGAUUACCCUCAAUGUUGGUGGAUACCUGUACAUUACACAAAAACAAACACUAACCAAGUACCCAGACUCUUUUCUUGAAGGUGUGGUAAAUGGAAAAAUUCUCUGUCCGUUUGAUGCAGAUGGCCAUUAUUUCAUAGACAGGGAUGGACUCCUUUUCAGGCACAUUCUGAACUUCCUACGAAAUGGAGAACUUCUUCUACCAGAGGGGUUUCGAGAAAAUCAACUUUUGGCACAAGAAGCAGAUUUUUUUCAGCUUAAGAUGUUAGCUGAUGCAGUGAAAUCAAGGUGGGAGAAAGAACAGCUAGCAUCCAGAGAGACUACUUUCCUGGAAAUAACCGACAGUCACGACCGUUCACAAGGUCUUCGGAUCUUUUGCAAUGCUCCUGAUUUCAUAGCAAAAAUCAAAUCUCGCAUUGUCCUGGUGUCCAAAAGCAGGCUGGAUGGCUUUCCAGAGGAGUUUUCAAUAUCUUCAAAUAUCAUUCAAUUCAAAUACUUCAUAAAGUCAGAAAACGGUACACGACUUGUACUGAAGGAAGACAACACCUUUGUCUGCACCCUGGAAACUCUUAAGUUUGAAGCUAUAAUGAUGGCUUUAAAAUGUGGAUUUAGACUGCUGACCAGUCUGGAUUGUUCCAAGGGGUCAAUUGUUCACAGCGAUGCACUUCAUUUUAUCAAGUAAUUACUUCUAUCACCAGACAAAGGCAACAAGCAUGCAGCCAGUAAACGUCAUUAAACUACAGCAUCCAGACAUCACAAAUAAUGUAUCUAACUAGCCCUGUACCACAGAGCUCUGCUGCUAAUGAAUUAAUGUGAGCUAAUGGUAUGUAAAUUCCAUAAUGAAAUUCAUCUCUAGAUUAUUAAGGCUGAACAUGUAUCUUAUGUCAAAUUUAAUAAAAAUGAUCUGCUAAACAAUGUAAAUAUGGAUCGAAUGCUGCUGCUUUUGCAUAUAUUUUUUUCUUCAUGCUAUCUUUCACCCUGAGAAUACAGCUGAAAUGUUUUGUGUACUUGUAUGACUAACAUGCAUAUACCUUAUUGUUCAGUUAAAUAGUGGUGAAAGUAUUUUCAUAUAAUAUGCAAGCUUGAAACCAUGUUUAGCUUAUAACAAAUUUCAGACUGGAUUUUAACUGGAAUAAAACAUUGUGUGUGUUCAUCAGAGUUUCUGCAAAUAUAUUAAAAUCUGAAUUAUAUUGCAACUACAAUAAUAUAAGACUGCAAAAGACCAUAAAAGGCUUUCGAUUUUAAAAAUUAAACAUACUUCAGAGCUCGUGUACUUGAAUAAUCAAAUUUACAGCUAUAUCAUUCAUUUGCUGAAAAUCCUGAAAGAAAUGCCUCCAAUAACAAAAGCCAAAUUUUCUGCUAGUUUACUUAACUUUUUAUUAUAGGAAAUAUAUAAAUGCAUAAAGGUAUGCAAAGAAUAAGAUAUUUCAAAAGUAUAUGUUGUAAUGGUUCAUUCAAAAGGUUUUCCAUACAAUUGAAUGUAACAGGCUUUCAAUUAUGUAUUAGAUUCAAAUAUUGAAGUUGACAUUCUCCACUUGCCAUAGCUGUUCAUAAAGAGUGGCAAAUUAACAGAUCUAUGGCUUUGUAUAAUGAAUUACUAACCAGUAAGUGGAAUUUUGAAUUCUGAAUAGAUCGCCUGCUGAUAUUUAAAAAGCAUCAAUGUAAAGAGCAGAUGAAACAUUUCUCCCACUUCUCAUAUACUUAUUUAUCCAGUUCUUUCUUUCAUUUAUAAUUUUUAAGGGAACAAGAUACAUCUUCUACAGUGUAACUAGAAUUAAUACAUUUAGAAAUAAUCAUUAAAUGUCUGUCAAUAAGCAAAGUUGGAACAAAAACAAUCUUCAUGUAAGCAAGUGCAAUUCCCAUUCAUAACUUUUGAGGUCAGCAAGAGUUGUACCUGCUUAUUCAAAGUCUGAAUUUGGUCCUUUCACUCUAUCAAAUAUGCACAGUUCAACUGAAAUCAGAAGUGUGAAGAAAUUGAUGCUGUUUAUUUUUUUGAAACUGUAGUAUUAUUAAAAACUGGAGUUCUUUAUUUUAUUAGUAUAGAAAAUGACCACAGUACAGGAAAAAAAUAAGUUCCCAUACAAAAUAUGAUUCUCACUACACUAAAAUUUUAAUCAUGUUGAAGGACACAACUGUUACUGGACAAGCUGAAAGCACCAUUCUGUCUUGAAUUUUAGAUAGGACCAAGCCAAUUUUUAAUGUGGAAUGAAAAUAUACCAUGUGUCUACUCUGUAACCUGGAACUACUUCAACAAUGACUGGGAACAACUGUAUCUCUUCUUAGAGCUAAUUUGUAUAAUAGAAAAGACCAAAAUCUCAAAACAAAAACAGAGAUCCUUAAUGUCUCAAGAUGGAAUUUCCAUGUGAGGGGAAAAAAAAAAUACUGAAAUCUCUUUCUAGUUCCUCCCCAAAAGGCAAAACAUCAGCACUUCAAACCAUAUAUUAUUCUAUUCUAGGUACCACACUUAGAAAUAAUUAUGGCAUAUUGAUAGUGGUAAAGUUAUCACUUUAAAUUGAAGUAGUUUUUAAUAGAUCACUAUAUUGUCAUUUUCACAAAGUGCUUUCAAAUCAGAAUACUGUUCAAGACACUUCAUUAGCCAUUAAAUUAGUAAACAUAGCAAUAUAGAUGAUGCCUGUCUGAAGUGAAUGUGAAAAUUUACAUGCAACAAGUUUGAUACCCUACCAACUCAGAGUUACAAACACCAGAGUUACAAACUGGUCAACCACAGACCUCAUUUGGAACU
Molecule: messenger RNA, 5110 nt
Organism: Pelodiscus sinensis (Chinese soft-shelled turtle)
Lineage: Eukaryota; Metazoa; Chordata; Testudines; Trionychidae
Source: RefSeq, a predicted model, not a curated record